GAUGGCGGGCGUCGGUUGCUGAUUGAGCUGUUGGUGGCGGGUGUUGUUGCUUGCUGGAAGUUUCCAGGUCGGGGAGGGGGGGAAACCUCGGUCCGGGUGCCGCUCUGCGGAUACGAUGCAUUUUUCCAUCCCGGAGACUGAGGUGCUGAGCGCCGAUAACGGAUCCACUUAUGUGGCCUACAACAUUCAUGUGAAUGGAGUGUUGCACUGUCGAGUCCGAUACAGUCAACUCUAUGGAUUGCAUGAGCAGCUGAGAAAAGAAUAUGGAGCCAAUGUACUUCCUCACUUUCCACCUAAAAAGAUUUUCACGUUAACGACUGCAGAAGUAGAACAGCGGCGGGAGCAAUUAGAAAAGUACAUUCAGAGCGUACGCCAAGAUUCCUUGCUUGGUGGCAGUGAGGCAUUCAACAGCUUUCUGAGAAAAGCGCAACAGGAAACUCAGCAGAUUCCAACACAAGAGGUACAGCUUGAUGUCUACCUAUCCAAUGGACAGAAAGUAACAGUUAAUAUUUUCAGUUCAGACCAGACAGAAGAUGUGCUAGAGGCAGUUGCAGCAAAACUGGACCUUCCUGAUGAUCUGGUUGGAUACUUCAGUCUUUUCCUUAUCCGGGAAGGAAGUGACGAUAGUUGUUCUUUUGUACGCAAGCUUCAGGAGUUUGAACUGCCAUAUAUUUCGGUCACAAGUUUGAAAAACACAGAAUAUAGAAUUGUGUUGCGAAAGAGCUAUUGGGAUACUGCUUAUGACAAUGAUGUUAUGGAAAAUCGGGUUGGAUUGAACCUUUUAUAUGCUCAGACUGUGGCUGAUAUUGAACGAGGGUGGAUCCUGGUCAAUAAGGAGCAACACCGACAGCUGAAAUCACUUCAAGAAAAGGGCUCCAAAAAAGAGUUUAUCAGCCUGGCUCAAACGCUGAAGUAUUAUGGAUAUAUCAAGUUUGACCCUUGCAUCACUGAUUUUCCAGAGAAAGAAUGUCAUGUAAUAGUCAGUGCUGGUAACAAUGAACUGAAUUUUCAUGUCAAGUUACCCAGUGACCAAAUCAAAGAAGGUAGUUUCAAGGUCACGCGCAUGAGAUGCUGGCGUGUCACAUCCUCACAAGUUCCACUAACAAACGGCACUGCAAACAGCCCAGGAAAGACAGAGACCAAAUUGGAAUUGGCUUUUGAGUAUUUGAUGAGCAAAGACAGACUCCAAUGGGUGACCAUUUCUAGCCCCCAGGCAAUAAUGAUGAGUAUUUCUUUGCAAGCAAUGGUGGAUGAACUAAUGGUGAAGAAAUCAGGUGGCAACAUAAAGAAGAUGCUAAAGAAGCGCAUGAAUGGUGCGUUACGUCGGUCAGACAGCCAGCAAGCUGUGAAAUCUCCUCCACUCCUGGAUUCUCCUGAUUCAAACAGAGAACCUAUUGUCAAGCUCUCGAGUAAGCUGUCUUCUGUUAGCAUCCGGGGAAUCGGAACUUCCUCCAAUGACAUCAGUGCUAAUGACUUCCAUGGUAACUAUGCCUUUGAGGGUAUUGGUGAUGAUGAUUUGUGAAGUUUUGCUAGGUGAACCAUUCACUGCCUGGGGAAAACAGAAAUCUUGCACUUGCAUCUGAUCAGUUUGCACAGAAUCUACCGAAGGAUUGAACCAUGAUUGUUGUUUGGAAGAUGUCAUCAUGGAUCAUGAUAUGUCAAGAAGCAACAAAGUUAAACAGUCAUGAUCUUUUGUUUAUGAUCAUGAUUAACACCAAAUUAUCGUUUACUAGAGUAUUUUGCACAAUGAUUCAAAUUUUUUUGAAAAUUCAUAAGAUUCGCUUAUGUUUACACAAAAUAUUAAUGAAAGUUAACAGUAUUUCUCAAUGAUUCCAGAAAAACUGUCGUUGCAGACUGAAGUUAGUUGAAAUGUCUUCUACUUUUUAAAAAAAAAAUUGAACAGUGACACUAAGUUGUUUACGAAAUUGUAGCAGUGGUUUUGUUGCCAAGCCAGAGCACCCAGCUAGUAUAGAAACUAAAGAUUUCAUUUAGGUAUAAAGCACCAGAUUGACUACUAAAAUGUAAUCCAGGUUGCAGAGAAAAGUGUAGCCUGUUUUCCAUUGGUGAUCACUGUGGGAAAAUUAUUGUACAUUCUGAAUGCCAUCUUAAUAUGUCAAUGCAAGAUCAAAAUGUCUUUGUAAGCUCUUCUUUGCAGUAACUGUACAUUAUGCUGGUGUCAAUCAUAUUUCCAUCUGUAUAAACUCAUUAAAUGUUUAUUUGCGCAAUAAUGCAUUUAAUUCCACUUAGUGACCUGAUAUUAUACUUGCACAAGGCAAAUUGUUCACUUACUUUGAUUUAAUUUUGGUCCGCAGUCUUGGUUUCAACUGCAGAAAAUUGGAGGCUGUAUCUAGAUAACCCUCUUAUUCAUUGAGUAGGUCAUAAAAAGCUGAUCCUAAUUUUUAGGAAUGGUUUAAUUAUUUUAGCCCUCUAAUUGACACACUAAAAUAUCAAUGUUUUCCCUAUCCGUCUUGUAAAUUUAAUCUUGUUUGAAUAAUAUCUGCAUCUUCAGAACAAGGCAUGUGGAAAACCUAAGCAAUUCAAUUGCAGUUUUACGCUGAAUUGUAACAACAACUUUGGCUAGCCAAGUAACAGAUCAAAUCUUAAUUUUAGAGAAUACUGCAACAGGCAGGAUUGAGAGAUUCUGCUGAAGCCUUCAGCACUGCAUUGUUGAUGAGUGCCAAACCUACAGAGGUUCCAAUCUUUUUUUUUAUUCCUUUCUGAAAUGUUGUUUGAAACCUUAGUACCAAACUGAGCAGAGUUAGAUUUUUGCAUAUUUCCAUUUUAAUUAUUUGAUCUAUGCUUACUAAAGUUAUUUAUGUAAAGUCAGCUG
Messenger RNA from Hemiscyllium ocellatum (epaulette shark), 2830 nucleotides. It is a transcript of the gene snx17, whose product is annotated as sorting nexin 17. Lineage: Eukaryota; Metazoa; Chordata; Chondrichthyes; Orectolobiformes; Hemiscylliidae. Gene Ontology annotation, cellular component: early endosome. The transcript is spliced from 15 exons. Gene Ontology annotation, biological process: signal transduction; intracellular protein transport. The record is from RefSeq and is a predicted model, not a curated record. Gene Ontology annotation, molecular function: phosphatidylinositol binding. Bases 116 to 1522 code for a protein of 468 amino acids.